GGAGAGGCAAAGUUCACAAACACGCAGGAGCAGAGCGAGCUGAUGUCUGUGAACCAGCUGAUCGUCCACCCAGACAGAAAGAGAGGGGAGGGCAGAGGAAAGGAGAGAGAGAGAGAGAGAGAGAGAGAGAGAGAGAGAGAGUAUGACUACUGAUGCUCCAGUAAUCUGCACCGUGUGAGUCAGUGCCGUUGAAAGCAAAGCAGCUACAGAGACAGCGACUGCAGCAGCGUGAGCCACGUUUCUUUCUCACGAGAAUCAACAACACCGAGUAGCAGGAUGACAGCACUGAAUCGCUAACCAAGGGGAGGAAGUGAGCACGCCAUAUAGAAAAGGAGUGCGACUGAAGCAGACGUCCGGAAGAGAGAGAGGGGCGCGAACACAAAUCCUCAGCUUCUUUAGGAGAGUCGCUUUUUCUCAGUAAACAAAAAUACAGAUUGACAACUGUGAUUAUCGAAACUAAUCCAGAGGAAGAGGAAGUUCACCGGUAUAUCUCGGAGCGUGGUGUAGAGAUGUCCUGGUUGUCUCCGGUCCAGUGGGCCAAAUGGACCUGGUCAGCAGUGACUGGGAGUGGGGGGGACAACGAGGGGCAGCCAGGAUCCAAGGAUGAUGGAGAGGACAAUUCAGACUCAGAGGGGACCUUUGAGACUCCAGAGGCAGAGUCUCCGGGUGUUGUAAAGCUUCUGAGCCAACUGGACAACUCCAACCAAUCAGGUCUUGCUGAUGUAACAAAUCACUUUCUGGACAAGAACUCAAAUCAGAGUGUGGGUACUGUUUCAUCUCAAGAAGUUGAUUCCUUAAACAAUCUCGCCGGCUCCUCACAAAACGGCAGCAGCUUUGGUUUGGACCAGAACCUUAACCUGACCCUCAGCAGCAAAUCCAGUCCUCGUGAGGGUCUCUCCCCGUCCAGCUUGAUCCCCCAGCCUCAAGCCCUACGGCCCCCGUCGCUGUGUGUCCUCUCCUCGCUAAACAAACCAGAUCCUUCAGAGGUGGACGAUGAGGCUCCAGUGACGUCUGACUCCAGCCCGGACUCAAACUUGAUCCCCAGUCAUGGCAUCUGUGUGGACCCAGAUUUACUUAACGGCAACUUGAACUCAAACACAAAACACAGCCCGAUUAUCUCGAACUCUUGUAAAGCGCAGCAGAACCAGCCCAUCCAAAAGGACCUCAACGAACAGGAUGAGCAUCACAGAGACCAUGCCACAGAUGAAGAGAAGUUGGCAAGUAGUGUCGGUGUCAAACCAGACAAGGACGAGAGCAUUCCAGACUGUCAUGUGACAUCAAAACCUGAGGACUCUGACUGCUGCUCUGUAUUUGAGGACCCAUGCAAGCUGAAGAACAAGUUGGGGGGAAGUGAAAUGCAGAAAACAGGAAGUCAGGUCCUGGAUUCCAUCUGCAUCAGUGAGGCAGAGAAACAGGCUGUUCUCACCCUCAUUAGAGAGGAGAUCAUCACUAAGGAGGUGGAAGCCAAUGACUGGAAGAAAAAAUAUGAGAGCAGCAGACAAGAGGUUGCUGAGAUGAGGAAAAUAGUUGCUGAAUAUGAGAAGACAAUAGCUCAGAUGAUCGAGGACGAGCAACGCAGCAACCAGAGUUCCCAGAAGGCUUUGCAAGCUGUGACGGCCGAGAAGGAAGCAGCCCUGGCAGACCUGAACUCGGUGGAGCGCUCUCUCUCUGACGUGUUCCGGCGUUAUGAAAAUAUGAAGAGCACCCUGGAGGGCUUUAAGAAGAACGAAGAGGUGCUGAAGAAGUGUGCUCAGGAGUAUCUGUCCAGAGUCAAGCAGGAGGAGCAAAGAUACCAGACACUGAAACUUCAUGCUGAGGAGAAACUAGACAAGGCCAAUGAUGAGAUAGCUCAGGUGCGUUCAAAGGGGAGCUCAGAGAGCAUGGCGCUGACCGCCAGUCUGAGGAAGGAGCAGAUGAAGAAUGAGUCUCUGGAGCAAAGUCUGCUGCAGAAGAAUCAAGAGAUCGAGGAGCUCACAAAGAUCUGUGAUGAGCUGAUUGCCAAAAUGGGUAAAAUAGACUGAGAGACAGUUUCUGAGAAUCAGCUCCCUCUGUCCCUUCAGUCCUGGCCAACACUGACGAUAUGCAUGUCCCCCAGCAGAGACCCAGCUCUCAUACCUUUAACCAGCCCUGAAUCAGAGACUGCUCAUGUACAGAUGUCUAAAGUAACUUCCUGUGUACUAAGAUUUCACUAUUUGUCACCAGAAUCAAGAGGAUUCUGUACACGUGAACUGUUAUUUGAGUUGGGACCCUACUAAGUGUUUAAGAUCAUGUUGUUUUGUCUGCAUUUCUGCCCGUCCAUCAUGCCGGCCAACAACCUGCUUGUGACUCAACUUAAAGAGCCCAUAUUAUGCCCUUUUUGGGGUUCAUAUAUUUAAUCUAUGUACCUACUUUUGUACGUUCAUAAUAGCUAAAGUCCGAAAAAAAGUGUCUGUUUUCAUGUACUGCUCCUCCUUGCUCCCUCUACACUCUGAGUCCGUCAGCUACGCUCUGUUGAGCCCACACUGUUAGACCCCACGUGGGCCAAGUCUGCUCUCAUUGGUCUGCCGAUCCGCUCUGUCGUUAUUGGUCAGUUGCUCAGCACGCUUCUCGGAAAUGAGCUGCAGGGCUUGCCACAACGAGCCAAUGGGCUUAGAUCAGUGAUCUCACACUGACAAUGACGUCGCACUGACAAAUUUUUAUCGAGGGGGGCUAGAACCGAGCGUUACAUGCAGCUAAUGCUACAGCUAACAGGAGGACGUAGGAGAAGCUGCGUUUCCGCGGACUUUGAAUUUUUGCACAUAGAUGUGCCUAAACAUGCACAGGACACAUGGAAAACACACUAAAGAGCAUAUAAAACUAGAAAAAGCAUAAUAUGGGACCUUUACAUUCCCAGCAGCCUCUCAUACAGGAUGACUGACCUGGGUGGGUGUGGGGGGCGGGGGUUACAUUGAUGUAUACAGUAUAUUAUGAAGGGGUUGUUUCCCAUUAAAAACAAUCCAUUAAAUAUAUAUUUUUAUGAAGUAAACAAAGACUUUACUCUGACAAAGAAAGCUCAGGGGCUUUGUGUUAGGCGGAAUGAGGUUGAGUCGAGCAAUACGAGAUCUGAAAGAAAAGAUUUAGGAUUGUGUAAGGACGUGUGGUCGUCCAUGGAGGCCUUACAUCAUUCAGCAGUGACGAUGAAAUCAGAAUGAGCCUAUCAGAAACAGCGAUAGCUGUACCUGCUCAACAGUUUGCACAGAGAGUCAGUCACAGACGAGUAUAAAAACCUGACAAUCACAGACUUAGCUGGCACUGUGUCAGCUUUGUCUCAUUGUGUUAUUUGAUUCAAAAAAUCAACUUAAUAAAAAAAAGUAACUAUCCUGUGUUAAAAAUCCAAGCUAACUGGAGAAAAAAGUGAUUUUAGAUUUAUUUGAAGAUAUAAAAAAUGUUUGAAGUUUUGCAAGUGCUGAAGUAUGUCAAUGGUAAUUUGAAUUUUUAAAUAAUCACUGUGUCCCGGAUUGAGAGUUAACCAAAGGAAAAACAGUUUGACAGCUUUGUAAGAGUUUGUUUUCCACUUUGAUUUUAUGUGGAUGUGUUUACACUACAAGUCUCUUUCUUUGCUUGUUUAUUUUGAGACAGCAGAUGCACCAGUGUAACUUUAUCUAGUAAUGAAUGAGGAGGCUUUGGCUUUGUGUCGGGUAUCACUGAAAGUGUUUCAGAACUGGUACCAGUAUGAUACCUGAGUUAUUACUCAGAUUAAAAAAACAACAACACUUUUGCUACUUAAUAAAUUGUCUUUCAAACUUGACAGAUAGCUGGAUAUCUUUUAACUGUUUAAUCAGGGUAACUGUGGUCAAAUAACUGAAACGUUCAGGCCGAGCGUUAAGUUCUCAUUUUUGGUCCUUUUCAGUUUUCAACACUCAGUUUUCGUGAAGUCAGCGUCUUUACUACCUUGUACAUCCUCUUAAAAUUCAAACCCAUUGUUGUGCCACAGUUUAUAUUUGUGCCACACUAAUCUCGUGUUACAUCUUGUUACUCAGCUGCUUAAGUCUUUGUUUUAAGAAUUAUUGUUUUGCCACUUUAUACUUAUCUUUUAUUAUUGUUUUGUACCAGAUAUUCAAAAUAGAAAUGACGGUCUCACAUUUGUGUCGACACAUUGACGCAAACAGCAAGAGUGUGUGUAUAUUUGCCUAAUUAAAAAUAAAUAACAUUUAUUGUA
Molecule: messenger RNA, 4177 nt
Organism: Labrus mixtus (cuckoo wrasse)
Lineage: Eukaryota; Metazoa; Chordata; Actinopteri; Labriformes; Labridae
Product: transforming acidic coiled-coil-containing protein 1-like
Exons: 13
Coding region: 510-2021 (503 amino acids)
Biological process (GO): mitotic spindle organization; cell population proliferation; cerebral cortex development
Cellular component (GO): cytoplasm
Source: RefSeq, a predicted model, not a curated record